AUGACGUCUAAUGCUAGGAAGAGGUGCACUGCUUUCCCUAGCAGUAUCGACAUUCACGGUGACAGCAACCCAGGGACCAACAGUACCGUAAUUCCCAACGAGCAACCAACACUUACUGAGAAGAGGUGUACCACCUUUCUUUCUAGCAGAGAUCUCGAACAAGACUGCCUUCUAGAGGGUAACAACACGCCUGAGCUACAGCACAAACCCUCUUCUAGCCUCAUUACUGAACUCCCGCUGGAGCCAAAGGAGCAUACCAGCGCUACCAAAUUCCAGAGGCGCCCAGGAUGGAAGCCUCCUCACUUACCCAUCUCGGCGAAGCGCACUUCCGCCGAAAGGAUUGACGGUACAAAGCGAUUUGCCUCCCACUUCCCCGAGAGUGGCUCUCUGUGGGCAAAAUAUAAGCAGUUUACAAAAGCUCGAGGCCCGGGGAAGGUGGUACUUGCCUACGAGAUCAAAUCACCUAAAGUAAUCGUCGCGAUAAAAGAGUGUAAGGCGGCAGACACGGAACGAGCACAGCUUCUCUUCAGAACGUCGCAUCCAAACAUCGUCAACCUCCAGGACGCCUUCAUCGAUGAGCGUGAUGUAUAUCUGGCGUAUGAGCGUAUGGAUCUCCCUCUGGAGCAACUGCACUCUGAUAUAAAGUUAGAGGAGCGCCACAUAGCUACUAUCUGCAGAGAGGUCCUCCUCGGGCUUUCCUACAUCCACCAGCAACUGCAAAUAUGCCACCUUUCCGUGAAAUGUUCUACUAUCUUCCUUUCCACACAAGGACAUAUCAAAAUCGGUGGCAUAGGGUCCGCCAUGCUCCUGCAACACCCAAAACAAGAGGGCCGGGAUAUAAAAUCCGUUGGCUGGAUGAUGACGGAGAUAAUGGAACCAGGAACUGCAUACCCUAAUCCAGAAUCUAUAUUGCUUGAAAGCCCGGGAAAGUGGAGCCACGAUAUUCUCGACUUCCAAAAGAAUACCGAGCACAGUGUAUCCCAGAGCUCCUCUCCGUACCACGUCUUCCUCGCCAUUGCCGCAUCCUCCAAUGCUGGCUCCCUUGUACCCUUGGUGUUGAUCGCGAUGAAGAAUUGGGAGGCCUGA
This is a messenger RNA of Arthroderma uncinatum, 1086 nucleotides long. RefSeq lists its product as uncharacterized. Lineage: Eukaryota; Fungi; Ascomycota; Eurotiomycetes; Onygenales; Arthrodermataceae. Gene Ontology annotation, molecular function: ATP binding; protein serine/threonine kinase activity. The coding region runs from base 1 to 1086 and encodes 361 amino acids. Gene Ontology annotation, cellular component: cytoplasm. The record is from RefSeq and is a predicted model, not a curated record. The transcript has 4 exons. Gene Ontology annotation, biological process: protein phosphorylation.